UCAGAUUCAGAGGAAGAUGAACCAGCAAAGAAGAAAAAUACUCUUCAGGGACGCGGCGAGGGCUCUGGCUUGUCCGCUUUGCUUCCUCAACCCAAAAAUUUGACAGUGAAAGAGACCAAUCGGUUACUUUUGCCCUACGCUUUCUCGAGGAAAGCAGGAGAAAAUGCCUCUGACUCAAAGCCCGCUAAGGCCCCGACCUCUUCCUCCAAAGCCAAACCUCUGUCCAAGCCAGCGGUGCCCACAACUCCUUCUCCGUCCGCUAUCAAAGCUGCUGCGAAGAGCGCUGCCCUGCAGGUGACCAAGCAGAUCACGCAGGAAGAGGACGACAGCGACGAAGAGGUCAAGCCAGAGAACUACUUCUCCUUGUCUGACAGGAGCGAGCCCAGUGUCGUGGGCGCCGAGGCGUACAUGUACUCUGGCACGGUGGUGUCGGAGGACCCACCGCCUGGGACAGAGACAGAGCCCCAGUUCCAGGACGCUGCUGCUAACGCCCCUCUGGAAUUCAAGACGGGCGCGGGCUCCAGCGGUGCUCAGCACAGCUGGGCCCCCAAACCCGGAGAAGACUACGGCAGCAGUGCCUACAGCGAGGCUGGCGUGGCUGGCGCGUAUUAUCAGGAUUACUACAGCAGCGGUUACUACCAGGAGAUGGAACCAGCCCAGGCACCGCCGCAGGAGAUGAGCACCGACUCCUCCUUCAUAGAUGACGAAGCGUUCAAACGUCUGCAAGGCAAGCGGAAUCGAGGGCGGGAAGAGAUCAACUUUGUGGAUAUCAAAGGUGACGAUCAGCUGAGUGGAGCCCAGCAGUGGCUGACGAAAUCCUUAACAGAGGAGAAGACCAUGAAAUCGUUCAGCAAGAAAAAAGGAGAUCAACCCACGGGACAGCAAAGGAGAAAACACCAGAUCACAUACCUGAUCCAUCAG
Molecule: messenger RNA, 921 nt
Organism: Pelecanus crispus (Dalmatian pelican)
Lineage: Eukaryota; Metazoa; Chordata; Aves; Pelecaniformes; Pelecanidae
Source: RefSeq, a predicted model, not a curated record